This is a messenger RNA of Fonsecaea erecta, 1161 nucleotides long. Its product is annotated as saccharopine dehydrogenase [NAD(+), L-lysine-forming]. Lineage: Eukaryota; Fungi; Ascomycota; Eurotiomycetes; Chaetothyriales; Herpotrichiellaceae. The coding region runs from base 1 to 1161 and encodes 386 amino acids. Gene Ontology annotation, molecular function: saccharopine dehydrogenase (NAD+, L-lysine-forming) activity. The record is from RefSeq and is a predicted model, not a curated record. The transcript is spliced from 2 exons. Gene Ontology annotation, cellular component: cytoplasm.
AUGACAACCACCCUGCAUCUCCGCUCUGAGUCGAAGCCUCUUGAGCACCGAUCUGCUUUGACCCCCAGCACUACCAAAGCUCUACUGGAUGCCGGCUACAAAGUCAAUGUCGAGCGCAGCCCGGAACGGAUAUUCGACGACUCCGAGUUUGAAGCUGUCGGUGCAACUCUGGUUCCCGAAGGGUCAUGGAAAGAUGCCCCUACAGAUCAUAUAAUCGUAGGGCUCAAAGAGCUUCCCGAAGACAGAUUUGCACUUAAACACACGCACGUGCAGUUCGCACACUGCUACAAGAACCAAGGUGGUUGGCAAGACGUCCUGUCACGUUUCCCCCAGGGCGGCGGUACACUCUUGGACCUCGAAUUUUUGACGGAUGAUACCGGACGCAGAGUUGCGGCGUUUGGAUACCAUGCAGGCUAUGCGGGUGCCGCACUGGCCGUUGAGGCGUGGGCACAUCAACUGAAUAACCCAAAUGAGCCCAUGGGCAGUGUAGCCAGCUACCCAAGUCAAGAUCUGCUCCUCCAGGACGUGCGCUCAGCUUUGGAAAACGGUUCCAAGAUUGCAGGUCGUCAACCCCGUGUCCUUGUGAUUGGCGCACUGGGUCGAUGUGGUCGCGGUGCCGUCGAUCUGUGCCGACAGGCAGGCAUACCAGACGAAAACAUCCUCAAAUGGGACAUCCCUGAGACCAAAAAAGGCGGACCAUUUGCAGAGAUCGUCGAGUCGGACAUAUUUGUGAACUGCAUUUAUUUGAGCGAGCCGAUGGCGCCGUUUAUCACCAAGAAAUCCCUCUCGUCCCCGAAACGCAACCUGUCAGUUGUGUGUGAUGUCAGUUGCGACACGACAAAUCCCCACAACCCGAUCCCUAUCUACGACGAGAACUCGACUUUCAAAAACCCUACACUCCCAGUCCCGGGUUACGAGAACCCUCCGCUAUGUGUUAUCAGCAUAGACCACCUACCUUCUCUGUUGCCGAGGGAAGCCAGCGAGGCCUUCUCUCAGGCUCUGCUGCCGAGUCUGCUACAAUUGAAGGAGAGGAAGACUGCGCGAGUGUGGAAGCAGGCAGAGGAAUUAUUCAAUCAGAAAGUGGGCACGUUGCCGGAGGCAAUGAGGGGUGCCUGGAAGAAAAUCACCGGCACAGAGACUGAGGUCGAUGGAUCAACGUAG